Molecule: messenger RNA, 2590 nt
Organism: Stereum hirsutum FP-91666 SS1
Lineage: Eukaryota; Fungi; Basidiomycota; Agaricomycetes; Russulales; Stereaceae
Exons: 12
Coding region: 1-2148 (715 amino acids)
Molecular function (GO): protein binding
Source: RefSeq, a predicted model, not a curated record
AUGCGCGCAACGCGUAGCACGACGGGGCACCUUCCCAAACCCCCGAAGCACGUAACACAUGAAGAUGCUCAGUCUGAUUAUGUCGAAGAAGGCGAUGUUUCUGAACAUGAGGAGCCAGUGCGGAAGCCUAUCAAACGAACGAAGAAGGGGUCUAAUACGAAAGACAACGACAAGCAUCAAGGACUGUCUCGGAGGAAGCAGGGCAGAUUGAGCGAAUUGCCAAAUCUCGCGCUAGACAUAUUAUUUGAAAUCUUCGGACAUUUGGCACCCGGCGAUCUAGUAUCAUUGUCUCGCGUAUCGAAAUCAUUUCGCUCCGUCCUCAUCGCCCGCUCUUCAGCUUUCCUGUGGAAGAGCGCCUUUGUUAAUGUUCCUGAUUUACCACCAUGCCCUGAUGAUAUGGACGAGCCUGAAUGGGCGAACCUAUUAUUUGGCGGCUCGUAUUGUCAUUGCUGCGGAGCUAAACCUGUCACAAAAAUCAAUUUCAUGUUGCGAGUCCGGGCAUGCAACCACUGUCUCGAACUCAAUUGCGUCAAGAACUUCAUGGUUUUCCAUAGUCCUACUUUUUGCGACCGGUUUGACAUAUCCGGGAGCGUCAUUCCCAUGCUGAAGGAGCUUCUUCCUCUCCUACCUAGCACUCGGGAUGGUCCGAAGAUAAAAGGUCGUCGCUCUUGGGGAAUAUACUAUUGGUGGGCCGAAGAUGUCAGACAUCUGCUCGCUAAGUGCAAGGCUAUGCUCUCGGGCGGAAGUACCGAAAAGGAUCUUGCAGAAUUCAAAGCAGAUAUGGAGAAGAGGCUAGAGGCUAGGGAAAGUCACGCACUAGCUGCCUCGACUUGGUUCACUAAGGUAAACAAUGUGAAGGUCUCCGAGCGCCAAGAAAAGAGGAGCAAGCGGCUCGAUGACAUUGUGGAGCGCAUCAUACCACACGGUUUCACCAAGUUGGAUAUGUCAAGGCUGAUGACCCAUCGGGAUGUGAGCACGGAUAAGCCCUUAACGGACAAGGUAUGGCAGCGGGUCUUCCUCGUCAUCAGACCGGAGCUAGAAAAGGCAAAGCUUGAGCGCCUGGAACGGGAACGACGAUCUCGUCAGCGCGAACGCGAGAGGAUACUCAACCAAGAGCUCGUCGGGUGGCUUAAGACUCAGCAUCCCUUGGAUUUCGCGUAUUUUCCGACGUUCACAGAUCUACGUUCACUUCCUAUCAUCCACGACGCCAUUGAAGAAGAUGUCCCACCCACUCCAGAAUUUCGCGCUCGGAUCGAGAGUCUUCUCCUGGAACAUAGCGAAACUCUCAUGACAUGGGCGAAGAAACGCGUGGAAGAAGUGGCUUUACGCGUUCCAACGUCUACUUCGUGCCCUCCCCAAUCAAAGGAGCCGUCUAAUACGUCUGUGGCUUUGGACUCUACGAUCGCGGCUUCAUCCGAAAACGGGCCUUCGCAAUCAAAUCCUGUCGAAGGCACUAUUCCGGUCCCCAACACACUGACGUUAGCCGCAACGGUGUUCAUCUGUCCUGGCUCGUACUGUGCGGGUUACGGCUCUUCCAAACUUCCCUUAUUCGCCGCCGAAAUCUUCGCUCACAGAUGUCUCGAUACGAUGAAGGCCGACGUAGUCACGCCUACGUUCUCUGAACCAGCUUCUCGGACUGUGACCUCCCUCGUCAAACUGCUAGGCUUGGACCCCAGUACGACCACUCCUACCGAGCUCGAUCGCCAGGAUGCGCGCUUUGUCUGCAUGACCUGUCCAGUUAUUAGGCAUUGGGAUGCAUCCUCGCUUUCCAGUCUGGAAUUCGGUCGAACGGCAUUGUCCUGGAGAAAAUGCGUACACCACGUACUUGAUACACCAGAGGCUCAUCAUGAUCCAAGAUGGCAACUUCUCAACGAAACGGACACAUCAGACGUCAAAUCACGAGAGCCACCAGGAUAUGCAUUUGGGAGCCAACAGAGCCGAUGGGGAUGUACUCGCUGCACGGCCCAUCUUGCUCAUCCGGACGAGAUUAACCGCUGGUUGAGUCUCGAGGAUGCAAUUGCGCACGUGAAAGACGUCCAUGACGUCCAAGACCCCAAGGACGGUGACUAUUUUUACAACCCGCGGAUGCGCCGCAUCAUACCAUCUUCCGUCGUAAUCAAGAUGUCUCCAGACCUGAGCAGCACAUAAUCUCUUCAUGGACCUCGUUUCCCCCCAUUCCCCACUCGAUUCACGGCUUUGAACCGCCGCCUCAUACCCGAACCGCCAUUCAUAUAAUGAACGAUGAUUGUGUCCAUAGCCUUUGAGCACCCUGCAUUAUAACCAGAACUUCUUGCAAGUCUCUUCUCAAUCAGUCCCACUCUGUAACUUCCCUCUCGUCCUUUUAUGGUAGCGCACCCUUUAACCCAGAACUUUCGGGCUCGUUACGUGCACCGUGUCUCUCAUAAUCCCUCAUUGUGUGGCUCGGUCCUCUGAUUCUUUUCUUCUACGUUAUCCUGCUCUAUUUCUGCUCAUUGGUCAACUCUGACUUGAACUUUCUUGCCGAUCCAUGCAUACUGUUACUGUUACCGCAUACUUACCCUGCUCUACAGUUCCUUACUUCACGUAGUAAUCGGAUCGUAUCCUAUCAAGC